GUGAUUGAUCAACUUAAUAGAUACCAACCACUCCAUUCUUCAAUCUUCGUCUAAAGAACGUCGUCGUCUCGUUUCGUUUCAAGUUUCGCCUGCAACUGCAACUGCAACCCAAGUAGAGAUUAGUUUAGAAUUCGAUUAGCAAAAGAGGCCGAGGUGAGGUGAGAAGCAAACCUGAGGAGGUAACACUCUUUGAUCUUCAAUCUGUGCAAUUUCCUUGCUUUUCUAUAAUAAAUUACGGCUUAGGCUUUCCACAUGCUCAUUCGAUACGUAUUGGAUUGGACAGAUUCUGACUCUACCUCGUGUGUAAAUUUAGAUUCGAGGCUGCAAAAAUGGCGAGGAUCAAACCUCAAGCACUCUUACAACAGAGUAAAAAGAAGAAAGCACCAAGUCGAAUCAGCGCUGUUACCAUUGCAAUUUACAGCCUCGUUGUUAUCGUCUUAGGGUUUUUCCUCUUCACAUCCUACAAACACUGGACCAGUAGGUCGAGUAAUCCGUCGGAAGAGUUAUCCAGCGUAGAGCAUACUACUUCGAUUGGUGAUUCUAGGAAAAGUGAGAUCCCCAAAUAUGCUGUUAUAAAGACAUCAAAAGGUUCAAUUACUGUAGAGCUUUUCAAAGAAAGUUCCCCAGAAGAUGUUAAUGAAUUCAUUAAAUCAUGCAAAAAGGGACGAUUCGAGGGGAUGCCCUUUAGCCGUGUAAUAAAGAAUUUUGUCAUUCAAGGAGGUGAUGCAACCAGAAUCGGAAAUGCGGAAGAUUGGACUUCAAGAGGAAAGCAAUACAAUCAACUUGAUGCAAGCCUGAAACACGAAGCUUUCAUGGUGGGCACUUCGAAGAAGACACAAAAUGAUGAUGGGAAGGGUUUUGAUAUUGUGAUCACAACAGCACCAAUCCCAGAUCUAAAUGAGAAAAUUAAUGUAUUCGGGCGUGUUGUCAAGGGAGAGGAUGUUGUUCAGGAAAUUGAAGAGGUGGACACUGACCAGCAUUAUCGACCAAAAACACCAAUCAAGAUCACACAAGUAACCUUGACACACAAGCCUUGAACAGUUAAGAGUGAGUUUGUUAGUUACACAAAGAAUCAUCUCCCACUUACACACACACAUACAAUACACAUCACCAUUUUGUUCUUACUAGGGCCAUUGUCAUGUACUGUACUCUACUGUAUGAUUUACUAAUCAUUAUUCCUUAAUGUAUGGAAGAAAACAGAAAACUUUGAACUUGAGGUCAUGGCCUCAAACUC
Messenger RNA from Andrographis paniculata, 1234 nucleotides. RefSeq names its product peptidyl-prolyl cis-trans isomerase CYP21-4-like. The record is from RefSeq and is a predicted model, not a curated record. Lineage: Eukaryota; Viridiplantae; Streptophyta; Magnoliopsida; Lamiales; Acanthaceae. Gene Ontology annotation, biological process: protein peptidyl-prolyl isomerization. The transcript has 9 exons. Gene Ontology annotation, molecular function: peptidyl-prolyl cis-trans isomerase activity. Bases 330 to 1037 code for a protein of 235 amino acids.